AUGAACCUCCAAAGAACAUUUCAGAAGGCCUUUAGCGUUUUAUUUAAUACAAAUGUGAACAGUGCGUUGCCAUGUUUAAUCCGCCUUAAACAUACCAAAGAGGAUGUCUCCGAACAUAGAGCUAAAAUGAUGGCUCGUGGGCUUCCUGAGAAGAAACCUCUACCAGGAGUCAAAAGUAUAAUAUUAGUAGCUUCUGGCAAAGGAGGUGUGGGAAAGACUACAACAGCUGUGAAUCUUGCAUGUGCUAUGAAAGUGAUAGAGCCAGACAAGGAGAUUGGAUUGCUGGAUGCUGAUGUGUUUGGUCCCUCAGUGCCUCUGAUGAUGAACAUAAGUGGAGAACCCAUGCUCAACGAUGACAAUCUUAUUGAGCCACUGCUUAACUAUGGUGUUAAAUGCAUGUCCAUGGGUUUACUUGUAUCUGGGGAAAAUGCAGUAGUAUGGCGCGGCUUGAUGGUGAUGCAGGCUCUGGAGCGGUUAACACGACACGUGGCAUGGGGCCCACUCGACUGCCUGGUUGUGGACACACCCCCAGGCACUGGUGAUACACACCUCUCGCUUGCACAGAAUUUGCCUCUUGAUGGAGCUCUCGUAGUAACAACACCGCAACAAGCUGCACUUCAAGUGACCAAACGAGGCGUCAACAUGUUCGAGAAACUCAAAGUGCCUGUCAUUGGCAUGGUGGAGAACAUGUCACAUGCUAUAUGUCACAGCUGCGGUUCCAAAAACUUCGUGUUUGGCAGUGAAACAAAAAAAUGCGCUGACCAAAUGGGCUUGGAAAUCAUUGAAAGUUUCGAAGUUGAUCAAAAUAUGUCGGAAUGUAUAAAUAGCGGGAAACCAGCCAUAUAUGCGCUACCAGACAGCGUACACGCAGAGAAAUACAGGCAGUUAGCAAAUAAAGUGUUCAAAUAUAUAGAUACUAAGGAAAGAAUGCAAGCCAAGAUAAAAGAAUAG
Arctia plantaginis is the source of this 951-nucleotide messenger RNA. NCBI's taxonomy places the organism in Eukaryota, Metazoa, Arthropoda, Insecta, Lepidoptera, Erebidae. The record is from the annotation of a GenBank genome assembly.